GGUUGUGUCGAUAAAGUUUGUUCAAAGUCUCUCAGCAGCAGCAAUGGCGGCUCCCAUGUCCUGGAGGAGGCUGGUGCACUCCAUGUACACACCGGCCAUCGCCGGGGUUUUUACCCGAAUAUCGGACCGACUCUUCCGUGCACGGGACAGGAGAGGAGGCUCCUCCGUCCUGCUGCUGGCUCCCCUCCUAGCUGAAGCGGACCCAGCCCCUCGACACGUCUCCAGGCCCGCCGGGUCGGCCGGAGCUCAGGGCACGGACGGCCUCUGCACCCAUUUCAGAUGGAUGGCAGAACACGUACCCGCCUUCAGGGUGCCAGGCGCCCACAUCCACAUCCUCAGCUCACCUGACCAGUUCUACCAGACCAUGAAGGCCCGCAUCAAGACUGCGAAGAGACGAGUGGUGAUGGCCUCGUUGUAUCUGGGAACAGGCCAGCUGGAGCAGGAGCUGGUGGACUGUAUGGAGGAAGCUCUUCAGCGCUCGCACAACAACAGUCACACCCCUGACCUGAAAGUCUCUGUACUGCUGGACUACACACGCGGCUCAAGAGGUCAGAUCAACUCGAGGACAAUGCUGCUCCCGUUGCUGCAGCGCUUCACCUCUCAGAUGCGAGUCUCUCUGUACCACACUCCUGACCUGAGGGGUCUGCUGCGGCUGCUCGUCCCUCAGCGCUUCAACGAGACCAUCGGAGUCCAGCAUAUCAAAGUCUACCUGUUUGACGAUAGCAUUAUCAUCAGCGGGGCCAAUCUGAGCGACUCGUACUUCACCAACAGACAGGAUCGCUACGUGCUGCUGGAGAACUGCAGCGAGGUCGCUGACUUCUUCUCCGACCUGGUGGAGGCCGUGGGAGACGUUUCCCUGCAACUGCAACCUGACGACUCCGUCACCAUGCUUGAGGGGAUGGUGCACCCGUAUAGAGGCAACAGGCAAGACUUCUCGGUGGCGGCGAGGGACCGGAUCAUGGAGGUGAUGAACACGGCCCACGUGAGGCAGGGGCUCGUGAACAGCUCUGAGGACUCUGAGGACGAAGGGGAGGAGGACACCUGGGUGUUCCCUCUGGUCCAGAUGAAACCUCUGGGCAUCCAGGUGGACGAGCAGGUCACACAGCGCCUGCUGACAGACGCGGGGCCGGACUCCACUGUGUUUCUAACAUCAGGUUACUUUAACCUGACCCGGGCGUACAUGCGGCUGGUGCUGGGGGCCGGUGCCAGCUACCGUAUCCUCACAGCCUCCCCUGAGGUCAACGGCUUCUUUGGGGCCAAAGGCGUCGCCGGAGCAAUUCCUGCUGCUUACAUUCACAUCGCCAAACAGUUUUACAACCAGGUGUGCCGGCUGGGCCAGCAGGAGAGGAUACACCUGCAUGAGUACCACAGGUCACAGUGGACCUUUCACGCUAAAGGUCUGUGGUAUUACCUCCAGGGACAGGACCGGCCGUGCCUCACUCUAAUUGGCUCUCCUAAUUUUGGUUAUCGCUCGGUUCACCGUGACCUGGAGGCCCAGAUCGCCAUAGUAACAGACAAUGAGGAGCUGCAGAGUCAGCUGCAGGAGGAGCAGGAGAGGUUGUACCAACGCUCUGAAGAGGUGUCUGACUCCACGUUUGAGCGGCCGGACCGCCACGUCAAGCUGUGGGUGAAACUGGUCACGCCCCUUAUUAAGAACUUCUUCUGAGAUGCCACCAGGAGACGGUUGGAUUCAGUUUUCUUCACCCUUGAGGUUGGAGGUUCUCACGGAGGUCGCUCUGCUCCUGCAGACGGGACAGUUGUUGGACACAGUGGCAUGCUGGGAGUCUCUUGAACUUCACCUCAGUCAUUGGUGUGAUGCAGAGAGUGACUCACACAGACAGGUUGCAGGCUGUGGUGCGUUCAGGGGAUAUAUCCUCUUGUUUGUUUGUUUUUGUAUGUGAACUCCAGAUCUUUUGGUUUACUGCAUAUCUGUCACCCUGUUAGAUUAUUUACAGUGAGCACCAUCGCACUGUGGUCUUCGUUUUUAAAAUGUGUUACUAACAAAAGAAGUCUACAACACAACCUUCUGACUACAUGUUGCAUGUUUCAGAUAGCAAUAGAAACUUCGGUGAAUGUUCUGAAGCGCACAGACAGGCGAGGGGAAGAAAACCUGGAGGAGCCUUAAAGACGGUUUAAGAGCUCUGACUGAGUUUACAGCCGACAUCAAAGCUAACUGUACAGUGUUUGUGUUAUUACCUUUGUAAAUGAAAGGACAAUGAAGUGAGUUUUUACAAAUGAAAUUUGGA
Messenger RNA from Notolabrus celidotus (New Zealand spotty), 2246 nucleotides. RefSeq names its product CDP-diacylglycerol--glycerol-3-phosphate 3-phosphatidyltransferase, mitochondrial. Gene Ontology annotation, biological process: cardiolipin biosynthetic process. The record is from RefSeq and is a predicted model, not a curated record. Gene Ontology annotation, molecular function: CDP-diacylglycerol-glycerol-3-phosphate 3-phosphatidyltransferase activity. The transcript is spliced from 11 exons. Gene Ontology annotation, cellular component: mitochondrion. NCBI's taxonomy places the organism in Eukaryota, Metazoa, Chordata, Actinopteri, Labriformes, Labridae. Bases 44 to 1666 code for a protein of 540 amino acids.